AUGCCAGCAGCAGAGUCCAUGUCCCCCUCCUCCGUCCCCCACGAAUUCUGCAUCAGCGAAGACCUAUCCGAACUACAACCUAACCAAAAACCACCCCCGUCCCUGCGCGAAGCAAGACUACCCCUAUUACGCCCGCUUGAAAAAGCCGACAUUCUUGAAUUAUGCAUCCAGUCACCGUCCAUUCACAUCGGUGACUACAACUCUAUGGUUGAGGCUCAAGAACGAAAUCUCGAUUUGCAACCCCUCUCCAAGUUAUGGAGGCAGGAGAUGAUGAAUCUGCCCCCUUUCGCUAAGAUCAUAUUCGAUCUGACAUUGCCACUACGGGAGGACGAAGAUGCCAUCGUUUGGGAUAUAGGCAAGCGCAGAGAAGGAUGUUUUAUCGUCGGUGUCAGAGAAGUCAUGCAUAUUGCUACCACUAUUGCUUUGACAACGAGAGUGCGCUUGAAGGGUGAGGCGGUUUCUUUUGAUCUUGAUUACGAGGAUCUUGAUCUUGUUUAUGAUGAUGGGAGUGAUGAAGUCGUGUCUUGGCGUCUAGAUGCGCUGCGGGAGGAGAUUAGGGCGUUGGGUACGGCGAAGUCUAAUGAGGUGAAAGGGGAGAGUGGGGGUGCUGGUGUGGGCGUGGGUGGACAAUCUUCGGAUGGAUCUGUUCAUGGUUUGGAUGUUGAGGUUGGACGGACUUGA
Aspergillus luchuensis is the source of this 681-nucleotide messenger RNA. RefSeq lists its product as uncharacterized. The record is from RefSeq and is a predicted model, not a curated record. The coding region runs from base 1 to 681 and encodes 226 amino acids. The transcript has a single exon. Lineage: Eukaryota; Fungi; Ascomycota; Eurotiomycetes; Eurotiales; Aspergillaceae.